This is a messenger RNA of Strongylocentrotus purpuratus (purple sea urchin), 1163 nucleotides long. RefSeq names its product complex I intermediate-associated protein 30, mitochondrial (gene ndufaf1). Lineage: Eukaryota; Metazoa; Echinodermata; Echinoidea; Camarodonta; Strongylocentrotidae. The transcript has 4 exons. Gene Ontology annotation, cellular component: mitochondrion. The coding region runs from base 277 to 1158 and encodes 293 amino acids. Gene Ontology annotation, biological process: mitochondrial electron transport, NADH to ubiquinone; mitochondrial respiratory chain complex I assembly. The record is from RefSeq and is a predicted model, not a curated record.
CGCAACAACACGGUACGAGUAAUUUUCUCGAGCGACUCUAUAGAGAGACGAAAUGUCUAGUGCAUAUUGCAUUGAACUUUGCACAUGUGGAUAAUGCAUGGACUUUAUCCGGAGUUGGACAGGCUAAGAUAAAACAACACAGCCAUGACAGCCGUUUUAGUGCCAGGUAUGCUGUUGUAGAUCUAUAAUCUGCUGAGCCUCCAUAAUGAGACGAGUUUGACAGCCGAUUCUGGAAUAUAACUGCAUUGAUUAGGCACCAAGUACAAGGCUACAACUAUGGCAAUGCUUCCAAAACACAUCUUUUCUCAUUUGAGGGAGAAAACAUGGAGGACACUUUGGCAGUGUCAGCAACGGUCAAAUCUCCACAGACAAUUGACAGCUGUCCCUUUCCUUACAAAUAGCAGACAGAGUAGCUCAGAUCAAAGCAGUAGCUCUAACCCCCCAAAACAGAAGAGAGAAAGCUAUCUCUCCUUCAUCAACAAAAAUGUAAAACUCCUAAGUGAGGAAAUGUGGACCAAGCUUAAAAGUCCAAACUUAGACACUAUGUUUGACCAGAACAGGGUGUUGUGGCAUUUUGAUGGACCUGACAGUAUUGAAGACUUCAUAGUCCACAGUGAUGCUGAGAUAGGAGGGAAAAGUAGUGCAGGAGUGACUAUGAGUCGAAACAACAAGCUGUUGUUUCAUGGUAACCUGUGCACAGAGCUUCCAAGGGAUGGAGAAACCAAGAGGAGUGGAUACUGUGCUCUGAGAACAAAACAAUCCUAUAGAUCAUUCAACAGGAAACAGGCAAUGGACCUGACACCUUUCAAUGUCCUAAAGUUGAGGGUACGAGGCGAUGGUCGAGCCUACAUGGUAAACCUGAUGAUCAAAGGCUACUUCACAGAGUCACAUGAUGAUGUUUGGAGUUACUUCAUGUUCACACGAGGUGGACCUUAUUGGCAAGAUAUAACGAUCCCUUUCACCAAGUUCUUUAUGUCAAGUCGAGGACGAGUCCAGGACAAACAGAUGCCACCCGACCUGGAGUCAGUCAACGCUAUUGGUCUAACUAUGGGAGAUGCCGUGGAUGGGGAGUUCAUGCUGGAAAUUGACUCUAUCUCAGUCUCGUAUGAUGCAACACACACUGAGGAAUAUACAUAUGAAAUGUAUAAAUCUCAAUGAGGAAA